UUUUUUAUUUUUUUAUUUAAAUAAUUAUUUAUUAUAUAUAUAAAUAACAAGGGCAUAAGAGUCUUUUGUCACUUAAUGAAGAAGGUAUUUUUUGAAAAUGUCUCAUUAGUGGUGGUAAAAAUGAAAAGUGGUACCAUGAAAGUGGUAAACAUGUAAUUUCUUCUACAAUAUUGGAUCAAUUCUUUUAUGGUAACUUUAUAAUUAACUGUUAUAAAAAUUAAUGUGAAUGCGGAAAGAAUGUGAAUUCUCAAAUAAUAUUUAUAUACUAUUAUUUGAGAAGUCAGCUUUUUACGUGUAGCAUUAUGUUAAUUUUUACGAUGGUUAAUUUGCAGAGGUAUACUUAAUGAAUUAGAAAUAUUAUAUUGAAUUACUGUUAUUAAACUCUUUAUUUUUAAUUAUUAUUUUUUGUAAAUUAGAUGCUACUUCAUUUUCCCUUAAGUAUCAUAUAUAAUAUGGAAACAUUUAUAAAAUUUAAAGGAAAAAUUUUUAAAAAGAAAUAAAUUUCUCUAUAAUAUUAUUUGGAAAAUCAGUUUCUUACGUGUCGCGCCCAUGUUAAUUUUUAUGAUGGUUAAUAACAAAAAUACCCUUAAUGAAUUAAAAAUAUUAUAUUUAAUUAUCUGUAUUAGAACUUCUUUUUUAUUAAUUAAUUAUGUAUAUUGGAUUUUAGUUCAGCUGUGUUCCAAAAAAAGUUUUUAAUUUAGUUUCCUUUUUUAUGUUUUUCAAAUAAAUAUAUAAUAUGGAAACAUUUUAAAAGAAUAAAUUUUUACAUAUAAUGUGAUUACAUAAGAUAUAAGUUCACUAAAAUAAUUUUGAUAUUAAAAAUAAAUCAUUAAUAUCAAGUAUUAAUACCAAACUUUAUAUUAUAUCUAGAAUGUUUAUAAUUCUUACUAAAUUAGGGGUAUUAAACGCUUACUCUAAGUGAUUAAAUUAUUUUUACCACGUAAUAUUUUAUACCAUUAAAUUUUCACUCUAGCUGACCAAAUCAACAUAUAUCAAAUUAUUAAAAUACAAACAUAUACUUAUACAUCUAAGUUGUAAUAAAACUAACUCAAUUUGGCCUAAUUGAACCAAAAAUAAUUAUCUUUCAAUUUCAAAGAAUAUGUGUAACUCAAAACCCACCACAAAAUAUUAGCUGGACUUAUCCAGAUUUUUAUAUCUAAAAUCAAAGGUUUAACUAAAAUAACAGCAUAUUAUUUUAUAGCAAGAUUUUAUUUAUUGUAUACAUAUUAUUACAGAAUAACUCAAAAUCUUUUAUAUAUUAAAGCAAAAGUCACUUGACAAAUAGAAAAGUUUUUAGAAAAUAAAAACAAUUGACUGAAAAAAAAAAGCUCUUCGAUCCCUAAUUUUUAGCAAUUAUAUCUCACUAUCUAAUCUAUUAAAACUGAAGUACAAAUAUUGAUUAACCCUUAAAACUUCAACUUAAUUAAACCUAAAUGCCAAUGAAUUAAUAACUACUCUUUUUUAGCAUUAAUUGUUUUUUUUUCAAAUUAAAUACAUAAUUUCUUAAAUUGAAUGCAUAAAAAAUCAAUAUAAAUCUCCAACUCACAAUUUCGUAAAUAAAUUGAACAAAAAAUUUCAGUAUAAUUAUUUUACUUACGGAUUGCACAUAAUACUAUAAAUUUUAAUGUACAUCAACAUUAAACACAAAAUAUAAUACUAUACACAAAAUAUAAUCUAUCAUCAUUUGUUUUUUUGCUGCCCAUACCUCCCCCACGUAACUCUUCUUCCUUUCCAAUAUGAACUUCUGUCCUUUUCUUAAAUUUAUAUGGGUUUGUAAAUAAAUUAAAAUUUAUAAGGGCUAUAUUAAUGCAAUAAAAUACUUUAAUGCACAUCAAUACUAUACAUAAAUGGAUUCUCUUUGCAAAGAUCCAUCAACGUAACUCUUCUUCCUCAAAAUUCUAUGCACUAAAUCAUAUAUAAUAUUAAUUUUAAAAAUUUUAGUGAUAUUGGAAAUUAUUUUAUUCAUUUACUAAAUUAAUUUAAAACUUUAAGACAUUAAAAAUUAUCAUUUAUUAAUAAUAAAUGAAAAGGUAAAAAACCACAUAAAAAUCAAUUUAUAUAGUAUAUAAAUAAAAUAUAAAAAUCUAUUAGUGUAUUAUAAGAAGACUAUUUUCAUAUAAAUAUAAAUCCAACUGCUGAAAAAAAUAUAUAAAUCCAACUAUUAUACAUGCGGGAUGGUUAAAAAUAUAAUGUUAAACGUAGAAAAAAUAAUUAAUUUGCAUACACAUAAAAUUACAUGUAAAAGCCACAUAAAUCGAUUUAUGUAUUCCUUUACUCAAUUUGGAACACAAUAUCAUUUUAAAACUAUUUAUUUAUAUUUCUCAUUAUUUAUUAUUAAUAAUUAAAAUAAAAACCACAUGAAAUAAUCAUUUAUAUAAUAUAUAAAUAAAAUAUAAAUUAUUCCUUUAAUAUACUAUUGGUAGCAUAUUUUUAUAUAAAUAAAAGUCUACUAAAAAUGGAAUACAAUAAAUUUAUAUGAUAAAAAUAUGGGUGAUAAAAUUAACUUUAAAAAAAUAAAAUAUAAUUAUGCAAUGUGAUAAAUAAAAUUAGUAUAUUUAAAAUGUCAUAUUAAACAACUAUAUAUUAUGUGUAAACUAUAAAUUUAUAUUAUGUAAUUUAUACAAAACAAAAUUUUAUUUAUAAAAAUAAAACUAAAUAUCCGUGAUGGCAUGGUUCAAGCUCUAGUUUCAUUUAAGUUGAAAGCCACUUUACCACGAUCUUAAACUGUUUUCCUCUUUUAUAUAACUUUUGUUCUAAUAAUUUACUUUAUGUUUCUUUUUUCUCCUUUGUCUAUCUUCUCCAAUAAAGCAACAAAUCUUUUCACCUCUCUUAUAUCAGCAAUUUUGACUUCGUCUUUCUUCGAUCCCUGGUGAUCACGGUUUGGAGAGAUAGGAUGAAGCAUAAAAUAUUAUUCUUGUGGAAAACCCAUAAUUACACUCUCGGGCAGUGAUCUUCCAGCUGAAUCAAAGAUGCAUAAGGUUGUGGCCUCAAGAAGAAAGUUUGCCACUUUUACUUUUUUUUUUUUUUGUUGAUUCAAUUAUCUUUUAGUAUUCACUAUUGCAAUUGAUGAAGCUAAAACUAUUGCUGAACGUAUAACGAAGCUUGCAUUUCUGAAUCCCAAGUUGAAUCACUUUACUAUUGCUAAACAAAUCUUUUUAAUCUAUAAAAGGCAAACUAAAUUUGUAAAUUUUAAUCUUAUAAAUUAAACAAACUAUCAAAAUAAGUAAUGACUAAUGUGGGUUAAUUUUGGUUAAAUGUGUGUUUAAAAAAAACAUGUUAGGUGAAUUAACAUAAAAUGUCAAUUUCAAACUAUAAGCAAACUAAAAUAAUAAAUUUAUUAUAAUCAUCGUAUCAGAAUUUUGCACUAAACUACACUAAGUAUUUCUUAUUCUGUACAACCAUCAAAUAUUGUAUUUCAAUUAUAUUUUGUAUUUUGGAUAUAUUUUAUUUAUUUUUGAAAAAUUCUACAAACCUUUUAACAGCUUUGUUUCAAUGCAUGUACCUCUAAUAUUAAGUGCUACUAUUCAUAUAAUAUUUUAAACAACAUUCACUCUAUUUGAAAAUUAAGAGGAUGAUCAAAUAAUUUUUAAAACAGUGAAUUGACAUGUGUGUGCACAUGCGUAAUACUAGUAUAUUAAUAAAACAUUAACCAAUUUUUACAAGGGUAAUUGCACUUGAUAUACACGAUAUUAAGAUUAUUUAGGUGAUCGGAAACCUACUGUUUUUUCUAUAUAUCCCACAAGUACCCCUAUAACCUAGUGAUCGACAUUAUCGUUAGGCUAUAGGUAUGGAAAAAUAUCUCUGAGAUCUUUUUAUUUUUAUUAAUAAAAUACAUAUUCGACAGAAAAAAGAUGGCGAUAGAAAAAGACGACUCAAGAUCUAGGUUUUUAGAUGGCGGCACUCGAUUGGAUUUGGGGAUUCUGCAAGGUUUUUUCAGGGGUUAACAAGGAUCUUCAUCAGGAUCAUGUCUCUCUUAUAUUGCGCGAGGAAAGGAAGCGUUCAGGGGACGGGGAAGAGGAUGAAAAACGAAUCAAGUAGACCGGGUACGAGCUGGAAAAGGAUUCGACGAUUUGCGAUUCAAUUGCAGAUAAGGGUCUCUCUUUGGGAUUCUAUGGAAAUUGAAGGAAAGAUCGGAUCUUUGGGAUUCGCGAUGAACGGGAAUACAGAGGAUCUAAAGGCGAUAAUGGGUUUCAGAGAGGAUAUGGAAUGUUGGAGGCAAUCAUCAUUUGAGCAACACUUAACAGGUGUAGCCAAGCUGGAUAUGCCUACUAUAGCUCUGCAGCCUAUAUACACAACUUGUAUAUUACAACGGGACAUAGAGAAAACAAAGAAAGAAAAAAUGGAUCAAAGUUUGUACAGCAAGUGCUUGGUUAUUUUGUCAGUAAUGGGGAUGAUCGGAACAUCAUCUGCGGCAUAUGCUGGGGGCCCGUGGCGCCGUGCCUCAGCCACCUUUUACGGGGAUGAAACUGCCCGCGAAACCAUGGGUGGGGCUUGUGGCUAUGGCAACCUAUGGAACAGCGGCUACGGUGCAGCCACGUCGGCAUUAAGUACAGUGCUGUUCAACGAUGGUUACUCGUGCGGUCAGUGUUUCCAAAUAAGGUGUGUGUCGUCGCCUAACUGCUACUACGGUUCACCAGCCACCGUGGUGACUGCAACCAACAUAUGUCCACCGAAUUGGGGUCAAAAUUCCAACAACGGUGGGUGGUGUAAUCCGCCACGUGCCCAUUUUGAUCUGACUAAACCGGCUUUCAUGAAAAUCGCAAAUUGGAAGGCUGGUAUCAUCCCCAUCUCAUACCGGAGAGUGGCUUGCAAAAGGACUGGAGGAAUAAGGUUCAAAUUUGAAGGAAAUGGAUAUUGGCUUCUUGUGUACGUGAUGAACGUAGGUGGUGCUGGCGAUAUAAAGACCAUGGCCGUUAAAGGUAGCCGCACGAACUGGAUCAACAUGAGCCACAACUGGGGAGCUUCGUACCAAGCUUUCUCUUCUCUCUAUGGCCAAUCUCUCUCGUUUAGACUCACCUCCUACACCACUCGUCAGACCAUUUACGCUUGGAAUGCUGCUCCGGCUAGCUGGAGCGCCGGCCAGACCUACAAGAGCAAUGCUAAUUUCAGCUGAUUCGAUUGAAAAGGACAAAGUUACGGUUUUACUCUUUGUAAUCUUGAGGCAGAUCGAUCGAGGGGAUAUCUAAUUUUUAAUAACUCGAUUUGAUUGUAUGUAGUGGUAACUAAUUCUUGUGUAUUUUGUUUUGUCCAUCAAUGGUUAUGAGAAAAAGGAUGUCUCGUUAAUUGGCUUCAACGAGACAAAUUGUUGAA
Messenger RNA from Brassica rapa (field mustard), 5310 nucleotides. It is a transcript of the gene EXPA18, whose product is annotated as expansin-A18. Gene Ontology annotation, cellular component: extracellular region. Gene Ontology annotation, biological process: plant-type cell wall organization. NCBI's taxonomy places the organism in Eukaryota, Viridiplantae, Streptophyta, Magnoliopsida, Brassicales, Brassicaceae. The record is from RefSeq and is a predicted model, not a curated record.